Molecule: messenger RNA, 1279 nt
Organism: Neohortaea acidophila
Lineage: Eukaryota; Fungi; Ascomycota; Dothideomycetes; Mycosphaerellales; Teratosphaeriaceae
Exons: 2
Coding region: 196-1089 (297 amino acids)
Source: RefSeq, a predicted model, not a curated record
UUCCCAAACAACGGUGAUCCCCCUUCUCACUCGGCUCAUACUCCUCCAAGUCGCACAAGACAACAGUUGACUUUGAGUUAUUCCUCGGCGACGCAACCGCCGUCUCCGAUUCCAAGAGUACGUAGGAAUUUUCGGAGGCAUCCGACAAAGAUUGCCAUCACCCCUGAGUCAGCCAUCGCCGACGAACGCGAAGAAAUGGAGCGUCCUGGAGAAGACAUCGCGGCAAUGCAUUUCACGCGCCACAUUGUGACUUUCGACGCUGAUGAGCUAGCAUCGUACAAUGCCAAGAUGGAGGAGUUGACGGCCAUUCGAGCUGAACGUAUUCAGCAUUCAAGACGUAUGAAGAACGUUGCGCCGGGUCGGGAUACCAUCGACGAGCUGGUGAAGGCCAACAAAUUCAAGCCGGGCUCCAGGUUUGAGGAAGCGGUUCUCAUCUCUACGUACCAGGCGGGCGCUCCCAUGAUCAACAUCCCUACUCACGUGGUUGAGGACCAAUACACCGAUGCCCUUGUCCUGCUCCAGAAGCUGAAGGAGGAUGGCGGUGUGGCGGGGAGAUACCGCAAGGAGCCCCAUGACACGCCUGAGAAGGUGUUGUCCCAUCUUCUCCAUGGCUCUCCCGUAUUCCGCUUUCUCGUGCUGGAGAUUCACCGCAUUCUCGACCAUCCUCCGCUGGACAAGAAAGACAAGGUGAUGAUCUUAUUCUACGUUCCCAAAGUCGCGCACUGCUUCUUUACCAUCGCCGCCUUCAUGGGCGUUCCCUGCGCCCUGCUCACUAGCCGCCAAACCCCCAAGGAGCGCUCCGACAUCAUCAAGGACUUCAACGAGACGGACGAGGUCAAGGUGCUUAUUGCGACGUAUGAAAUCCAGCUGGCUGGCUUCGACUGUCACCUCCGCUGUGCCCAAGUCAUCUGUGCGGAGCCCGCCAUGAGUGCCUCACAGGAAGCUCAAGCACUCAUGUGUGUGCAUCGCGCGGGCCAGCAAAUGGUGACUCGCAUUCACCAAAAAUGCUCUUUCAUGGACGGCUUGCAUGCGGAGCUGGUGAAACAUGGUAUGGAGUACCCCAGCGAGGAGAUCGGCGAGGGAAAUUAGGAGCGACACGAUUGACGGCGACAUGAGGUGGAGGUCGUCCAGGCAGAAGGCCCGUUGAGAGCGAAGGAGAGACUGUUGGAUAGGCGCGGCGACAGAUGGGCUGUCGGGGCGCGAAAUGGGCAAUCAUCCGCAGGAGCUACAUAUGGAUCGUAGAAUACGGCCACCGUAGCGGCAGAGAGUUUAACUGAUU